AUGAAGAAGGCGACGUUUCAGGUCGAGGAAGCUGCUGCAGAGAUUGCUAGGAAGCUAGAGAAACAGGAGAAGAAACGCUUGGAGAAGGAAAAGAAGCCACUGGCUGCAAUUGCUCUCACAUCUUCAGAAAACAGCAGUACUCCAGAAGAGUGUGAGGAGGCAAGUGAGAGACCCAAGAAGAAGAAAAAGCAAAAGCUCCAGGGGGUACCUCAGGGGAAUGGAAUGGAAGACCUGUCUGUCUCUUACUCCAAACCCAAGAAGAAAAAAUGCAAGGAGGAGCUCAUUAGUAGUGAGCUUGAAGAGACAGCUGGCAGCACAAUAAUCCCCAAGAGGAAGAAGUCUUUACUCAAAGAGGAACCAGUUAGCGAUCUUGAAGAGGCAACCAAAAGCAGGAGUGCCUCCCAGAAAAAGAAGAAACUCUCCAAGGAGAAGCCCAUCAGCAGUGGACUUUAA
This is a messenger RNA of Choloepus didactylus (southern two-toed sloth), 453 nucleotides long. Its product is annotated as nucleolar protein 56-like. The transcript has a single exon. The record is from RefSeq and is a predicted model, not a curated record. NCBI's taxonomy places the organism in Eukaryota, Metazoa, Chordata, Mammalia, Pilosa, Megalonychidae. Bases 1 to 453 code for a protein of 150 amino acids.